This is a messenger RNA of Zingiber officinale, 3066 nucleotides long. Its product is annotated as U-box domain-containing protein 44-like. NCBI's taxonomy places the organism in Eukaryota, Viridiplantae, Streptophyta, Magnoliopsida, Zingiberales, Zingiberaceae. The transcript has 4 exons. Gene Ontology annotation, biological process: protein ubiquitination. The coding region runs from base 296 to 2737 and encodes 813 amino acids. Gene Ontology annotation, molecular function: ubiquitin-protein transferase activity; protein binding. The record is from RefSeq and is a predicted model, not a curated record.
AAAUUCCAAGCAAUAGCCUCGCUGUUCCCCUGUGGAUCUCCCGUCUCUUUCUUGUUUGUCUUCGCUCCUCUUUCCUUCCCUCCUUCCCCGGCCACUUCUCGAUCCCGCUUCCUCUCGUCCUGCAGCUCUAAUACGCCCCAAAGCUCAUCGGAUCUCUCGCUCUCGGAGGCCACAGCGGAUGCCACCGCGCUCGAGGCGAGCCACGGCCGAUCCCCCCACGGUGGCGGAAAAUUAGGGCUUGGCCACGCUGGAAAAGUCAUCAGAAAGUGUGACACCGAGCGGUUUCUCUACAAAGAUGAGAAAAAGCUGGGAUGGGAUCUUUGAUUCUGGUAGCCUAUCUGAUGAUAGCUAUCGUGACAAUGUACGCAUUGAGCCCAUUUUCCAAGCAUUUCUUUGUCCACUUACGAAGCAGGUUAUGAAGGAUCCUGUUACAAUUGAGAAUGGACAGACCUUUGAGCGAGAAGCAAUCGAGAAUUGGUUCAGGGAUUGCACAGAUAGUGGAAGGAGGCCAACUUGUCCAUUAACACAGAAAGAAUUGAAGAGCACUGACGUAAACCCCAGCAUAGCUUUGAGGAAUGCGAUUAAAGAAUGGAUUAAAAGGAACGAAGUUGCUCAGCUUGAAAAAGCAUAUAAGACACUUACUUCAGAGAGUCCAGAGAUUGAGAUUUUACAGACACUCAGUUACAUCACACAGAUUUGCGAGAAUGGCAGGUCAAACAUGCAUGUUGGGUACAUUUCUGAAUUGAUACCAAUGAUCGUUGACAUGCUGAAGAGUGGUAGCAGGAAAAUGCGAGUUCAGGCACUUGAAACCCUCUGUGCCAUAGCCAAAGAGAGUGAUGCUAAUAAGGAAGCCAUAGCUGCAGGGGAGACUAUUCAGACAAUUGUGAAAAUUUUGUCACAUGAACAUUCUGAAGAGACAAAGGAAGCAGUGUCUUUGUUGUAUGAACUUUCAAAAUCUAGAUCUUUGUGUGAAAAGAUAGGAGUAGUUAGUGGAGCAAUUCUUUUAUUGGUUGGAAUGGCAAGUACUAAAUUGGAAAACAAUAUAACACUAGAGAAAACACUAAAGACAUUGCAAAAUCUUGACAAGUGUGAAGAAAAUGUGAGGCAAAUGGCUGAAAAUGGAAGACUGCAGCCACUGCUUACCCGCCUACUGGAAGGUUCACCGGAGAUACAACUUACUAUGGUUUCCUACCUUGGAGAUCUUGUCUUGAGCAAUGAUGUGAAAGUCUCUGUAGCUGAGACAGCCGGUUCAACAUUAGUUGAUCUAAUGAAGAGUGAGAGCAACCCAGCAAGAGAAGCGGCCCUCAUGGCUUUCAAUCAGAUUUCCUCUAAUGAAACUAGUGCAAAGAUACUUAUUCAAGCUGGCAUCCUUCCUCCACUUGUCAAAGACCUCUUCGCUGUAGGCAUCAACCAGCUUCCUACGAGGCUGAAAGAGGUGUCUGCAACAGUUUUGUCAAAUCUUGUAUCUUCAGGCGUUGGUUGUGCUUCCAUCCUGCUUGAUCAAGAUCAUCGUACAUUGGUUUCCGAAGACAUUGUUCACAAUCUUCUCCAUUUGAUCAGUAACACUGGUCCUGCUAUUGAGUGCAAGCUUCUUCAGGUUCUUGUUGGGCUUACAAGUUCAUCUACUACCAUCAAGAAUAUAGUUGCUGCCAUUAAAAGCUCAGGUGCUACCAUUAGCCUCAUUCAAUUUCUUGAAGCUCCCCAGAGAGAGGUUCGAAUGGCUUCUGUAAAACUUCUGGGUAACAUAUCUCCUCACAUGGGUACCGAGCUGGCCAAUGCUCUUUGUAGUACUGCUGGCCAGCUAGGUUGCUUGAUUAGUAUCAUUGCUGAGAACAAUGGUAUCACCGAGGAACAAGCAGAUGCUGUUGGUUUGUUGUCCAACCUUCUUGAGGACUACUACUUAACCAGGCAGCUUCUUGAUGAAGGGGCCUUCAAAGUAAUGGCCUCCAAUGUGGUCAGUAUCAGGCAAGGCAGUACUCGUGGGGGUCGUUUCGUGAAUCCUUUUCUCGAAGGGCUAGUCAGGGCUCUGUCAAGAUUCACUUAUAUUCUAGAUGACAAUUCUGAUGCCAUUGCUCUAACUCGUGAAUAUAACCUUGCUGCCCUUUUUGCUGAUCUGCUUCAGAUCAAUGGUCUUGACAAUGUACUGGUUGCCUCCGCCCUUGCGCUACGAAAUCUCUCCAAACAGUCACAACAUCUCACAAGGAUGCCAGUUGUUCUAGAACCAAGAUCUUGUUUCCCUAUCUUUUCCUGUUGUCUAAGCAAGCAACCGGUUGUUAGCGGGCUGUGCAGAGUUCAUCAUGGUUCAUGUUCAGUGAAGGAUAGCUUCUGUUUGUUGGAAGGGAGGGCAGUAGAACAACUGGUUGCUUGUCUUGAUCAUACAAAUGUGAAGGUGGUGGAAGCUUCCCUGGUAGCUUUGUGCACUCUAUUGGACGAUGAGGUGGACAUUGAGCAAGGAGUGACAGUCUUGGACGAGGCCGAAGGGAUCAAACCAAUCCUAGAGAUAUUGUGGGAGAACCACACUGAGAUACUCAGGCAACAAGCUUUGUGGGCCAUUGAGAGGAUCUUGCGGAAAGAGGUGAUAGCUCAUGAAGUCUCUGGGGAUCGAAAUGUUGGGACUGCCUUGGUUGAAGCAUUUCGUCACGGAAACAGUAGGACAAGGCAGAUCGCUGAGCGAGCACUGAAGCAUAUAGACAAAUUGCCAAACUUCUCUGGAGUUUCCACCGAGAAAGAGGGAUGAGAAGUGUAAAAGAUGGCAAGGUUUGUAUUUUGUUCCUUCGUUCGCUUUUAGGCAACAUUAGAAGUUUCUGAGUGAAGAGCCAAGACAAAGAUUAAGAUUGUCGUGUUAAUCUCGUUCCUUUACUACCAUCCACAAGUAUUUGUUGUUUCAGAGCAACUCCACUGAUGUGAUGAACUGCUAAUUGCUGGACGAGGGAUAAAGCACUGUGUAUGGAUUUUGUAUGUAUUCUUCUUGUUCAUUUUGUCCAGUAUUCUGUUUGAUUCCAAUUUGUUUGGGGUUUGUAAAUGUUAACACAUUUUGGAUGAAUGAAUGAAUUAUAUUUCGAAUUA